UCGACACCUCUGACCUAACAUAAAGGCAGACUCACAGCUACUCACCCUCACACACACCUCUUUCCUUGAGUGUCAGUUGUAAGGACGAAACUCCUUGGUGAGGUUCUCUCUUUGCAAAGCCAAGCCAUGAGCAGCAAAAAUUGCUGCGUCUUCCGUGAUGACUUUAUUCCUCGGGUGUUGCCCCCAGUGCUGGGGCUGGAGUUUGUGUUUGGAACCAUUGGCAAUGGUCUGGCCCUGUGGGCUUUCUGCUUUUCCCUGAAGUCCUGGAAAUCUAGCCGGAUCUUCCUUUUCAACCUGGCUGUGGCUGACUUACUUCUGAUCUUCUGUCUUCCCUUCCUGACGGAUAACUACGUCAGAAAAUGGGACUGGAAGUUUGGUGACAUCCCUUGCCGGCUGAUGCUUUUCAUGUUGGCCAUGAACCGGCAAGGCAGCAUUAUCUUCCUCACGGUCGUGGCUGUGGACCGAUACUUUCGGGUGGUUCACCCCCAUCAUGUUCUGAACAAGCUAUCCAAUAGGACAGCAGCCAUCAUCAGCUUCCUUCUGUGGGGUGUCACCAUCGCCCUUACUGGCCACCUCCUCGUCACCUCCCAUGUGAAAAAGAUGGGAGACUCACGGUUCUGCAGCAGCUUUGCCAUCUGCCCAACCUUUGGCUGGCACGAUGCCAUGUUUCUCCUGGAGUUCUUCCUGCCCCUUGGCAUCAUCAUAUUCUGCUCUAGCAGCAUCGUCUGGAGCCUUCGUAGGAGGCAGUUGGACAAGCAGGCUAAGAUCAAGCGGGCCAUCAGAUUUGUCAUGGUGGUCGCCAUCGUCUUUGUGAUCUGCUUUUUGCCCAGUGUGGCUGUGAGAAUACGAAUCUUCUGGCUCCUCUACUCCCAGGGCACCAGUGACUGUAAGAUCUACCGUUCAGCAGACCUGGCCUUUUAUAUCACCCUCAGCUUCACCUACAUGAAUAGCAUGCUGGACCCCCUGGUAUACUACUUCUCCAGCCCCUCCUUCCCCAACUUCUUCUCCAAGCUGAUCACUUGCCGUCUUUGGCAAAAGCCAACGGGAGACUCUGAUAACAACCGGAGCACCAGUGGGGAUCUCACAAGGGACUUGUGCUUGACCAAUUCCAGUUCUGGAAAUGCCAUCACCAGAAAGAGUCUGCCAGAUGCACUAAUGACCAACUCCAGUGUCGCAUGGAACCCUACAAAUACAGCCCCAGCAUCUCCUUCAACAAUCCAGGCAGUGGCAGAGAAGGGAGAAUGAGACUGCUAGAAUUAAGAUUUCUAGAAAUGGGUCCAGAAAUGGGUCUCUAUGGAUCAAUCGAUACCAGUGGACUGGUCCACAUAUAGCUACUGUCUUCAGAGCUGAUGGCUCUGAUGGAACGAGAGAAACAGCACAGUGACUUGCAAUUCUGAUCUGCUGUCACAAAUCCUUUAGGAAAGAGGAUGGAAGCAAAGCUCAUCUUCUGGAACACUUGGCUUAAUUUAUGCAUCUCAGAGCAUCUUCUAGAUCACAAACCUAACAACAGUGGAAUUGAGGCCAGAAGAGACCAUAGAUUUGGGCCAGGCACUCUCCCAGCCAUAGAGCUUCUGGUCAGAAUCUUCAUCUAGUUCCCCUUCUCCCUCCACAUGUGGGAGUCGAGGUGGUGGGGGAGGGUGGCUCCUCCACUCCAGGAGCAAUGUGCAGCAGGACCGUGUGUGGAACCAAGUGACAGGAGGGGAGCCUGGUCCUUCCAGAGGCUGGCCACGCCAGCAAAAACCUGAGUUUAGGGGGAGCCAGUCCAUCUGGGAUCAAAGACACUCCCCAUGUCCCUGUUCUCCAGAGGUGAAAGGAAGAGAAUAAACAUAAGGAAAUGCAGAUCCCAUUAGAAGGUGGGAAACUGAACAGUGAUACUAAGUGGUUUUAAAUGACUGUCAGUACAGCUAAUGGGCUACUAAUCCGUCCCUAGCAUGUUUACACUUGAGGGGUUGAGUAGCUGGAAAAAACAAACAAACCACCCUCUCCGGUCUCAGAAGAAAGCUGCCUCUUCAUUGUUUGAUUUUGUCUUUUAAAGAGAAAAUGCUGCUACCUAUGGGUCAAAGGUUUGUGCGUGUUCUUAACCACCUCUGUUGUCCAGUUGUUGCCAUGAUUUCAUUUCUUUAAUAAAAUUUAAUAGAAAAAAUCCCAGCUGGUGUUGCAUGUGUCUGGGUGAUGGGUCGCGGAAAUGCUCGUCUGUUCUUUGAGCUGUUAUUUUGAGUUAUUGAGUGUGUACGAUGAGAAAACAAAAACAGAACAGGGACAAGCAUUAGAGUUUUCACUGAGGGGAAAAGGGGCUUCCAGUAUCAUAGUUUCAGUUCCGAGUCUUGACAUGGCAAGAAAAAGUCCUGGUUUGUGGGGAAUUAGUCACCUGGGUUGGCGGCUAAGCUCUUUUCUGGCUCCCAGGCAUUCCUGGAUUCCUUGGCGAGUAGAAGCUUGCCCCUGACCUCCUUAGUUCCUGAUAGCAAACUUACAGAU
This is a messenger RNA of Phascolarctos cinereus (koala), 2475 nucleotides long. It is a transcript of the gene HCAR2, whose product is annotated as hydroxycarboxylic acid receptor 2. The record is from RefSeq and is a predicted model, not a curated record. Gene Ontology annotation, molecular function: nicotinic acid receptor activity. Gene Ontology annotation, cellular component: plasma membrane. Lineage: Eukaryota; Metazoa; Chordata; Mammalia; Diprotodontia; Phascolarctidae. Gene Ontology annotation, biological process: G protein-coupled receptor signaling pathway.